AUGAAUACGACUGUGGCUAACGAAACGAAUCUAUACGAAUGUAUACCGGCAGAAGAUAGAUAUUGUUACCUUAUAAAUGCCAUAAACACAAUUGUGUACGGUCUUAACAAUACUGGACCGGGUUUUUCAGCAAAUCUUGAUCAAGUUCCUGAUAACUUGAAUCUUAACGAGAUCCUAGGUUUUUCUCUACAAUACUUGGCCCAAUAUUUUCUCGACUAUCCUCAGCUUGCACCCGCUGAUUGGGACUUUAUUAAAUUUGAUUUAUUUCGUAUUAUCAACUUAUUAGACACUCAAGGGACAUCAGCAGUAUUCUUUGUUCGUGAUUUAAAAUAUUAUAUACAACGUUUUGUUACUCAAGAGAAUGCAGUCAAAUUAGCCUUACUUUAUUUGCGUAAUGCACCAAAAAAUUUUCAGGAUUAUAUUUUACAUGUUUAUCUUGGUGAAGUUAAAACACCUAAAUGUCGAUUUGCUAUGGCAACUUGGUUUCAGGACAUACAAAAUCCAUUGAAAAAUACUUGGGCUUUUAGAAUGUUUGACGCAAGUGGGAAGCCACCAUCGAAUCUAUUGGCUGCCAAUAUCAACUGGAUGGGUGAUUGGAGAAGUUGUCAUAAAGUAUCCUAUGGUAACAAAACAACACCACUAAAUUUUAAAGGAAAAUAUUGUCGGGCAAAAAUACGUGCUAGCCCUGAACUAUUGGCUGGAGCUGGUGGUGCUGUUAGUAAUUUUCCGGGAGAUCCUGCUACAUUGGCUGCUGUUGAUCUUGGAUUGUGCGUACCAGAUUACUGUGAGGAAUCAGAUAUAGUUCCAAUGGUUAGAAACACGUUACAAUUGUUAACAAUCCAUCAACAAACGUUUAUUGCCCCAAAUGGUGUUUAUUGUGAAAAGGACGCAGAGCCUGAUUUCCGAUAUUACAUCUCCAUUACACUGAUAGCAAUAUUAACCGUGAUUGUUAUUUUGGCAACAUUAUAUGAUUGUUUUUAUCGUGCUUGUAUAAAUAAACCAUUUGCAUCGAUGAAUUCAUUGACCAUUUCUAAUGCACAAGAUUUAUGUAAUCUUUCAUCACGAGAACAGAGACCACAUGCCAUCUAUUAUGCAAAUUUAAAUGCCAAUCAGUAUCAAUUUUCGAAUCGGUUACAACUACAUGGGAUGAGUUAUAAAAAUGAGCCAGUCAAACUUGUUGUACAGCAAAAACGGAAAAUAUGGUAUAAACAAUUUAUUUAUCGUGUACAUCAAAUCCUCAUUGAUCUCUCAGCUUACACAUCCAUUCUAAAACCGAUGUCUCAAUCAGGCGCUAUGCAAUGUCUAAAUGGUUUACGUGUGAUUAGUAUGAUAUGGAUUAUUUGGGGUCAUACAUACAAUUAUUUGGGCGAUCAAAGUUAUUUUCUAUUAGUACAAAAUGCAUUAGAUUUACUUGAUUUUCAAAAACGUUUAGAUGCGCAAUUGAUCAUAAAUGCAUUGUAUGGUGUUGAUACAUUUUUUGUUAUUAGUGCAAUGCUGGCCUCGCUAUCAAUAAUGAGAAUGUUAAAAAAAAACGGUAUGCCAAGAUGGUAUGUAUGGUUACUGAUGUAUGUCGAACGUUAUUUACGUUUGAUACCACCGUACAUUAUGAUAUUUUUGUUAUACAUCUAUGUUGUACCACAUAUUGGUAGUGGUCCCUUAUGGACAGCGAAAGAUUUUCCCAUGAAGAAUGAAGAUUGUCACAAUUAUUGGUGGGCGUAUUUUUUACUAAUCAAUAAUUUUGUUCCCGGAGGUCGCGGUACGCGAUGUUUAGGCUAUUUUUGGUAUGUUAGCAAUGAUUUUCAAUUAUUUUUACUGUGUCCACUCUUGAUUGUACCAUUAUACUAUUAUCCAAUCGUGGGAUCAUGUAUAUUAAUAGGAGUCCUAAUCGCCAGUACCAUGGUUUUAAUGGGCAAUGUUGCUAACACUUAUAUUUGGGGAAAUAUUAUUGUCACCUUACAAGAAAUAUGGGAAGAUACCUACAUUAAACCUUAUUGUCGUGCUGGUCCGUACGUAAUUGGUAUUUUUCUAGGAUAUAUUUUAUUUAAAACCGAUAAGAAAAAAGUUUAUUUACAUCCGCUAUGGCAUCUAGUCGGUUGGCUUUUUACAAUAGCUUUUAUGGGUGUAUCGUUAUUCGGCGGUUUUCAAAAUCACAAAGAAAAUCCUGUCAACAUGUCUGUAACUGAAUACACUCUCUAUUUCGCAUUAUCAAGAAUCUCAUGGCCACUGGCAGUUAGCUGGAUUAUUUUUUCUUGUUACAAAGGUUUAGCACCAUUGGUUGAUAGCAUUCUCUCCUGGAGAGGAUUUACAUUUUUUGCUCAUAUUUCGUAUACGACAUAUUUGAUCCACCCAAUGAUUAUGGUCUAUUACUUAUUUGCACAACAAAGCUUAUUUCACGCUACCGAUAUAACACUCUUAUACAUGUUUCUCGGUCAUGUAAUAUUUGCUUUGCUAUUAGGAUUUGCCGCUCACAUUAUUUUCGAACGUACUUUUGGGGUUGUUAUCGGAUUAAUUUUACCAAAACGAAGACGAUAA
Messenger RNA from Didymodactylos carnosus, 2532 nucleotides. NCBI's taxonomy places the organism in Eukaryota, Metazoa, Rotifera, Eurotatoria, Philodinida, Philodinidae. The record is from the annotation of a GenBank genome assembly.